CUUCAAGAGUUGUUGAGGCCGAGUUGUCUCCGCGGCGUUUGGCCACUGAGGGAGGUAUUGAGCAUAACAUUUCUUUUUAAAAAAAAGGAGUGAGAGAGAAGUGGGAGUGUUUAGGGAGUGACCGGCGACGUGAAUAACUCAAGUGGAGAAAGAGAAGAAUUUGUUUUUCCCCAAAAAAAGAGGCAAGCCACAAAAUUGAAAACAACAGCAACAAAACAAAAAAAAACACACCAAAGAAGGGACGGAAUCAACUAAUUUAUUUAUUCUUCAAUAAGAAAAUAGGGGCCUGGAAAAUGGCCGGCGACAGCGGCACAUAUGAGGUGGUGACCAGCCGGUAUUUAAAGGACAGGGAUGAGCCGUGUUUCCCCGGCUCGGAGAGAGGCAGCGGCGGCGGUGGGGAGCUGGGCAAAGGCGACGACGAUGAGGAGGAGGAGGAGGAAGAAAAAGAGGAAAAAGAACAUUCUGGAAGGAAGGUCGCCGGCGCCUACUCGGGCGAUCCGACCUGGGCGGCCUCCGGUUACGAGCUGAUCGACGGCACCUUGUACCGCAAGAGGCUGGAGAGAGGGGCGACCAGCUACACCGAGGUGCUGGUGGCCCCCGCCGAGGAGCAGCGGCGGGCUGUCAUCGCCGCCUUCCACCAGCAGCCGGCCCCCGGGCACCGCCACUGCACCAUGGAGGAGACCUACAAAAAUGUUUCCGAGAACUACUGGUGGGAAGGGAUGUUUCCGGACAUCAGAGACUAUGUCCAGGGAUGCAAUCAAUGUAAAGAUGGAAAAGAUAAUCUUCUGAUUUCAGAAGAAAAGCAUAUAACUCGUGAAUUGCCUACACACUGCACCAAAGUGCUUGAGAGACUGAACAAUCAACGCUCUAAAGGCCUUUUUUGUGAUGUAACUUUGAUAGUGGAGAAAACAUCCUAUCCAGCUCAUCGUGCUGUGUUAGCAGCUGUUAGUGAAUACUUCCAGGAUCUGUUUUCAGAGAAGGGAUCUACUUCUAAUAAAAUUGUGGAUUUGAAAGGCUUCAGUAGCAAGAGUUUCCUUCCGCUGUUGGAAUUUUCGUACACAUCUUCGUUGUCACUGAAACCGGAUUAUUUUGCUGAGACAUCUGCUUUAGCAAGACACCUGCGGAUUUGGGAAGUGGUUGAGAUGUGUUCAGCGUUGCAUAAAUUCCAUGGAACAGGGAACAACAAAGCACAUGAGGAAAGCAACGAAGAGAAAAAGGAAUUUUCUUCAUUUGAAGCUUUUAUUGAUCAGUCUUUAACUGGAGCUAGACAGCAUGUUUCAGAUAUUUGUUCAAAGUUAAGUCAGUUAGAAGAUGGCACAACACAUCAAAAAGUGGACAGAAAUGUAUUCGGUGCAAGAGCACAUUCAGCAAUGAUUCAAGGAGAAACAAAAGUCUCAGAUUUUACUGUUAAAUUUCAAGAAAUGCAAUCAGGACUUCUCAAAGACAAAGUGACUCCAAUCCAUUGUGAAACCUCUGCCAAUAACCUUGAAGCAGAAACAUUGGAGAGUUCAAAUCGACGAUUUAAAUUAUUUGACUUUUAUGAUAAAACUCCAUCUAAAAUCCUCUCAAAAGUUAAAUCUCUCUCCCCACAAAGAUGUCCAUCUGCAAAUAAAGCAUUGAGUAGUGUCCCUAAUUCGCUAGAUUUUAGAUUAGCUGGCAUGUCAAGAAAUGCUAGGCAAAGAAAAUGCAACUUUGAGAAAGCUCCCAUAAAAUCCAAACCAUGUACAAGAAUGUCAAAGCAUUUGAAUCGUAACAUUGUCAGCACUCAGGACAACUCUGGUUGUAAAGGAAUGAAUGCACUUCUCCGAUCACCUGUUAGACAAAUGACCACUGAAGAAGAACUUUAUUCUCCUAACACAACAGAGAAAUACAAAUUGCUUAGUGUUUUAGGGUUACGGAGGAAAACUUCUGUUGCAGAUGGUGAAGAACAGGCUGGUUGGAAACAAAAGAGAAGACUUAGACAGCCUAAAGUAAAAAAUUAUUCAUUGCUUACUGGGACAAAGAGAAGAAAAAUAGACAUUGCAAAAACUCAAUUGCAAGAUGACUGUAUUAAAGCAAAAGCACUUGCCAAUUGUUUUGUUGUCAUUGAAAAGAUUCUGCCAUCAGUACAGAAACAAAAAGUCGACAAUCAAAAAUUAAACAAAACAAUGCUUGCACUAAACAAAUCAAAAUCUUUAAGUCGUAAAAAUAGUGUCUCUCAGGGUCACGCCAAAAAGGAAAUGGCUUGCAUUCCAACUAAGACACAAGUAAAUAAUCCUAAAGCUAAACCUAAAAGCCGAAGCAGUUGUCUUGACAAGAAAAUCCAGCAUGUGAAUAAAUUUAGUGAAGGCAAUAGCCAGAGGAAUAUACCUUUAACAAAGAAAUCACAACACUGCAAAUUAGAUUCCAGUAUUUUGCCAAAUGUAUUGAGGAAUAGGAAGACGUUCUGCAGAGAAGACAGGAAACAACAAACAGCGUUAUCAAAACCUCAGUCAAAUGACAGCAAGGAUACGGAAGGCAGUUCAUUGACUAGAAAAAGUAGAAGAUGUGCCAAUUAUAUGUCUGUAAAAAGUUCUCCCUUGCAAGGAAGCACAACAUCUAAGGUCUCACCCUGCCUGACAGAUGGUGUACCUAGUGCCAGACGGAAGACGAGGCAUUCAUAUAAUUCAUCUUUGAAUUAUAGCACUUGUAACUUAACAGACUUGGGUAGCAAAAUACCAAGUUGCCUGCAAAAUGCUACUCUCAGAAGAUGUGCAUCUAUCAGAAUGCUACCAAAUUGUUCUAGAUCAUUAGAUCAGACUCCAAAACUAAUGGAGUCAUUUUCUGAUGACACUUCUAUGACCAUGUCAUCCAAAACUGAGACACAAGUUCUGGAUGAGAAUUCUUCAAAUCAACUGUCUGAGAAAGCAGUGGUAGGUAAUGUUCAAAAGUUUAAAGGGAAAUAUGAAGGGAAUAAAGUAGUUCCAAAUGUUCACCAAAUCACUUGUGGAGUGAGAAAUGAGCAGAAGAGGAUGACUCAACUAGAUAGGAAGCCAGUAGGAAAUGACCAGCCUGUGCCAGCACAAUUGAGGUCUAAGCAGGAGACAAAGAAACAAGAACAGUUAAAAACUGUUUUCAAGGACCCAGGAAAGCAGGCUAGAACUGCUCCAUGUGAAAAAAUGCAAUCUGGAAGGAAAGUUAAAAACACAAGGUGCCGAUCUUUAGGUGCUGAAAACCAAAAUUCAGGUACUGUAUUGCACAACAUUCAAACUGAUGGAAAUAUUCCAGUACUUGGUAAAAGAAAACACAUACCAACACAAAAACUGAUUGAAGCUGGAUUUUCUUUUGGAUUUUUUAUGUCUCAACGUGAGAAAAGAACUGACAUACUCCAGCUACCCAAUCCAACCAAAAGUAAACAAUUUGAAUUGUCUCCUAGUUGUACUCUGAAGGGUAGCUGUGCACCUAAAGCAAAGGUGGAUGUGAAAGAUUCUAAGCAACCCAUCAAACAAACACUGACUAACACAAGGCAGAACUGUUGCAUGACUAAACGUGGCAUUGGAGGAAACUCAUGCUCAAAAAUUUCAGAAAGGACAAAAAGUGUAGCAGCACAAAAUAAUAAAAUGAAACUAGUUGGCUUGUAUGCAAAGAAGCUAAUAAAUUUGAAUAUUAAGAAUACACUCUUGGAUAAAAGGGCAAAGCAUCCUAACAUGAUAAUGAAAGAUGAACAACUGUCUACCUCGCAGAAGGCAAUAAAGUUGCAAAGAGUAGCCAGAGCUAGUUCGAAGCUCAUAGGUUCCAAGGACCCACCAAAGAAUUUGCGGGGAGCUGCACAAAUACUGAAGAAAAUACAACCAAAAAUUAGUGCAUCAUUAAAACUAACAGCAAGAAGAAAAUCAGUAACUGGAGGAAAAGUUAAAAAGACCAAAGUUUCACAAUCCCAUACCUGCCAUGAAUGUAGCACAACAUUUAUAAACUGUGACUCGUUGUUUGUGCACAGAAUGAAACACAUUAAGGGGAAGAACUGGCAGUGUCUGUUGUGUGAUAAAUCGUUCUUUCGCCAGAAGAACGUCCAAGUUCAUCUUCGCUGUCACAAUGAGAAGCUGUACAGAUGUAGACAAUGUAUGACAGAAUCAAAGAAAUCAAAGUCAUUUCAUGCCAAGCGGUGAGAAUUAUUGGACCACUGUAUGAAGGUGACAUAGCGAAAGUUAAGAGCUAGAGACUGAUUCAUUGGGAUGUAUUUAAAUGAGUUCAUUCCACAGUUUGAAAAAACAGGAAUUAUGAGAAGAUGGGCUGAAUUUCAUACGUACUCUGGUGCUUACAUUUCCAUGAGUAUACAAGAUAUCUAUUGAAUCUCUUAGCAACUUAAUCAUUUCUCAAUGAGGAAAACUUUGUUAAGCUAAAUACACCCUCUCCCUAGAAAAAUUCAAGCCAUUUUAAAAUUAUAUACCUUACUCUUAAAUGUGCUAUUUCUGAUUUUUGUCCCAAAACGGAGGUCUCAUUUGAUUGACCAAAUAACUUGACUGCAAGCACUGCAACAAAGUUGCAGGGUAAAAAUAAUCUGGGAUGAGUAAAACUGUGCCUUUGAAAUGAAUUGUAUACAAUAUAAAAAUACAAUAUAAAUAUACAAUAUAAAAAUAUGGUGGUUACUAAAGCCCCUCAGUGGGUAUAAAACAAAAGCAUAAAUGAUAUCUAUGCACUGGAGCUUGGAAACUAGUAACUUGAUAGUUAGAAAUUUUAUUUGGUGUUGAUCUGUGGUUACAGUUAUGUACUUGCUGAUGUGACCAUUACUGCUAUUAUGAAGCAAUUGUGCAAAACACUGUAAUGUUUUGUAGAUAACUGGAGAUGAUUACGGUUGUAAAUAUUACAGAAAAAUGUAUGUUCAGUCUAUAUUUAAAAGAACGUGGUUACCCAAUCAACUGUCCACACUUAGUUCCUAACUAGUGAACAAUCUUAUUUCAUUCAUGCUAUAAAUUUAUAUUUAUGAAUCUAAAUGUAUAACUGUAGUUUUCACUACUUGAAUAUUUUUAAGACAUGUUCUUUGAUGUAUAUGUGAAACUGUUGCAUGUUUUAUCUCAAAUAGAAGUGUACCAGCUAUUUUUAAAGCAACAAACUUUUUGAAUUUUUGCAAAAAGGUGCUUACUGUUUUAAGCCUUGAAGAGAAAUUUUAAACAGAAAAAGCCAGUUCAUGUUUUGGGAAGUUUUUUCAUCCAAUCAAACCAGUCUAGUGAUAUCUGAUUUAAGUAUUUUGAAAGUAUAUUACCAGCACUCUGCAUCUAUGCACAUGAGUGUGCACUCUCACCCAGUUUCUCAUCCACUCAGGUUUUGUUCAGCUGGAUGGGUUUUAGAGACAAACAGUGUGAAGAUGCAAGACUAAAUUUUUGUUGUACUUAUUAAAUUUUCAAUUUCUUGCAAUUUUUAAUAUUUUAAUUGAGUUUAAUAAUCAUUGCUUGUCUGAAAAGACUGGAACAAUCGUCAUCUCAGUGUCUUCUUAACUAACAUGUUGAAAUGAGUUAGGAAACUUGAGCCAUUUUUACUGUGGAAUUAGGGUCAUUUCUAAAUUAAAUCUUUGUACCGUGUAAUUGAAAACUAGAUGCUGAAAAUGCUCAGCAUAUCAGGCCACAUCUUUUGAGAAAAAUUGACAUUUCAGCCCUUGAACGCUGGUGAUUUGUCACAUUGCCCUUUAAGCGCCAACUCUUUCUACAGGUCCUAGCUGCCUUGCUGAGAAUUUUCAAGUAAUUUUGUUUUAUUUUAUAUUUUCAACUUCUGCAGUAUUUUGAAUUUGUACUAAAGUCUUUUCAACAUGGUCUCACGAUCUAGUUUCCAAUCAGUUGUAUUCUUUUGAACCAUUCACUGUGUGAAUUAGUCUAGUUUCAAAUUAGACCCCCUCUAAAGUUUCUCUGUUUUCUUUAUAUGUGCAACAUGUAGUCUUAUGAAGGUGGAAAUGACCAUGAAUCUAUUAUUUGAAAUUGUAUUAACAAUUUGCUUAAAAAUUGCCACUGUUGAAGUCAUCUCAAAAUUAUACUACACAUCCUAGAAUUUGUUUACAAUGAAAGAAGUCUUACUUUGGCAAGCUAUUAGUCACUGCAUAGACUGCUUAAGAGGCUACAGUCAUUUUUAAGUUUUGAAAUCUAAUCUGCCAAUUACUUUAAUUGAGCAAAAGAAAAUUUACUAGCACAAGUUACUAUAUUCGAAACUUUGUUAAAUGAUAAUUUAGGCUAAAUUUUAUUUGAAGGGAAAGAUAUCGGAGUACACAAAGGACAAUUGCUGAACAAUUUGAUGUGAUUUUGAACAUGAUAAAUAUUCCUUCAGUUUAUCAUGUUUCUUUUCUCCUUUAGUCUCAGGUUCAGAAUAUUCUAUUACAGGGCUCUAUAUACUUAAAAAAAACACUGCUUAAACUUAAGCCACAGUUUAUAUUAAAAAUGUCCUUCAUGUCACUGGUGUGUUCAUUGUGCGCACUGGUUUUCACAGGUCUUUCCAGGAGUAAUGAGUUAAUUUUUCUCGUAUGUAGUGAUGUGCAACUAUGUGGUGACUUGUUCCCUUAUGAAAAAAGUGUCUCUUGAACUGUUAAAUAUUUGCUGUUGGAGAUUGAAUUUGGUUCCCAUUCCAAAUAUUUUACACUUUCUAGGAAUGUACAUUUUGUAUCAACAUUAGCAUCUAAAAUUUUGUACAUAAAAAAUUUUAAGGCGUUUUACAGCGUUGAGGAUUUUAGGAUAUAGAUUUGAAAACCCCAGUGAAAGAUGAGUGAGAUGGUUUUUUAAUUUUACUAUUUUGUAAUUUAACUUCUGGCAGGUAGAAUCAGACUAGAUUUUUAAGUAAUGAAACCUUUUAAUCUAAUAAGGUGCUUGUUACUAUGUAUGUUUCACAGAUUCAUGUAUGUGAUUUUCGCCAUUUCUAAUAAAGGUAUAUAUAGCACUAUAUGUGCCUGUUGCACGCACUGUUCAAAUGCUGUAUGCUGCUUUUCAUUAAAACAUAUAGGAAUUUACUUUUCCUUCCACAACAUCUGAUUAUACUUAAGCAAUUAUAUAACAGCUGUAAAAAGAUAAAAAAAGGGAUGUUAAUUUUAUAAUUUGCUUUACAUUUGCCAAAUAGAAUAAAGCACAUUGUAAAUACUACAAUAAUGUGAAGGUAACCACAAAAAUAAAGAAAGAUUUAAUAACUACAUAUGAUUUCUGUGGCUACAGUUUUAGUGAAGUGGAAGUUGCCAUAUGUUAACAAUGUACUUAACCUAUUUGUAAACUUAGUUUCCAGAUAGAAGAUGAUCUUUGUUUAGUUGUUUACUUUGCUCUUUUUAUGUUGCACACAGAGCCAAUAAAUAUUUUCCUGAGGUAAUCUGUUGCUGGUUCUAGUUCAGAUGGUAAAUUAAGUCUCAGCCACUACGGUCGUCUUUUUAUAACUUGUGUUCAUUUCUCAAACUCAAAUGACUGCCAUCCAGAUUAAUACUAUAAAUUAGGUUACUGUACUGAAAAAUCCAGUACUACUGGAUCCUUUGCCAUUGCAAUAAGCAUAAAAAAGCAGCAGGUAGGUCAUUAUUGGUCUUACAAUAGAAAUUGCCCACUGGAUAAGUAGCUAGGCAAGGCUUUUGUUUCUGGCACCACAGCCAUCUCAU
This is a messenger RNA of Stegostoma tigrinum, 7564 nucleotides long. RefSeq lists its product as uncharacterized. Gene Ontology annotation, biological process: regulation of transcription by RNA polymerase II. The transcript is spliced from 7 exons. Gene Ontology annotation, molecular function: RNA polymerase II cis-regulatory region sequence-specific DNA binding; DNA-binding transcription factor activity, RNA polymerase II-specific; protein binding. The record is from RefSeq and is a predicted model, not a curated record. NCBI's taxonomy places the organism in Eukaryota, Metazoa, Chordata, Chondrichthyes, Orectolobiformes, Stegostomatidae. The coding region runs from base 294 to 4124 and encodes 1276 amino acids.